Molecule: messenger RNA, 1120 nt
Organism: Elaeis guineensis (African oil palm)
Lineage: Eukaryota; Viridiplantae; Streptophyta; Magnoliopsida; Arecales; Arecaceae
Source: RefSeq, a predicted model, not a curated record
CGUAGCCAGUGUUCUUUCAAACUUGAGAGCUUUUCUUCGGAGGUAACCUUGUUCUUGUAUUCGGUUCAAGUCAUAGCUUCAAGACGCAGAACUGAUUGUAGACCCUUCUUCUUCUACGUUUUGAUUUAUACAAAUGGAUUCUAUUUCAGGCGAAGCAAAAUAUGAGUGCUUGCUCUUUGACAUGGAUGAUACCCUGUAUCCCUCGAGCUCAGGCAUCAACUUGGCUUGCAGGAAGAAUAUACAAGACUACAUGUUGCAUCAUCUUCGAAUUGAUGAAAGCCAAGUUCCACGCAUGUGCUUGGAAUUGUAUAAAGAGCAUGGAACCACGAUGGCCGGUCUAAAGGCACUAGGUUUUGAGUUUGACAAUGAUGAAUUCCAUGCUUAUGUUCAUGGAAGACUGCCAUAUGAAAUUUUAAAACCCGAUCCAUUUUUAAGGGGUCUACUCCUUUCAAUGCCACAAAGAAAAAUAAUAUUCACAAAUGCUGAUAAGGCCCAUGCAGAAGAAGUCCUGAAAGGGCUGGGCUUAGAAGAUUGUUUCGAGGGUGUUAUAUGCUUCGAGACACUGAAUCCACCAGUUCUACCCAAUGAUAGCAAUGAAAAGAUCAAUAUCAAUCGGUCGGAUGAGUUUGAGGAUCAGAUACUGAGUCAAGCAAAAGAAUCCAAAAGUGAAUCACAUACUGAUUCAAGCAUAGCAGAUGGCUCAAAAGCCAGGUCAUCACGUAUUCUUUGUAAACCUUCCAUUGAAGCCAUCAAACUAGCUAUUCAGAUUGCAAAUAUUGAUCCUCAAAAAACAAUCUUUUUUGAUGAUAGUGCUCGAAAUAUAGCUGCAGGAAAGGCAGCAGGCCUUACCACUGUCAUUGUCGGGAGCUCGGAGCUGGUUCCAGGGGCAGACCAUGCUCUCAGUAGCAUCCACAACAUCAAGGAAGCACUUCCUGAGAUAUGGGAAGGCUGGAAACAGUUGGACGCGGUUCUUUCAUCCACUGCAGUUGAAACAGUAGUCCUUGCUUAAGACUUCAUUACCUGAAGACCUACCUACAAAGAUAUCAAGCUAAAGGGACUGUAACAUGUAUCAAUCAAGGAAAUCAAGAGAAAACAUUCAGCCAUAUAACUUCAUGACUAA